GUGGGUUGACCCAGAGUUGGCCUGAAGGUAGUCAUAAAGGGACAAAGUAAAUCAACUCCAUGGUUUUCAUAGAGAUCUCUUGAUACCAAAACUUCUUUCUUUACACGCUUCCUGUGGAGAUGAAAAUUGACAUCCAUAGUCAUAUUCUACCAAAAGAAUGGCCAGAUCUGAAAAAGAGAUUCGGCUACGGAGGCUGGGUACAGCUCCAACACCACAGCAAGGGAGAGGCAAAGAUGCUGAAAGAUGGGAAGGUCUUCAGAGUGGUCCAAGAGAACUGCUGGGAUCCAGAAGUCCGUAUUAGAGAAAUGGACCAAACAGGAGUGACCAUGCAAGCCCUCUCCACGGUUCCUGUCAUGUUUAGCUACUGGGCCAAACCUCAGGACACUUUAGACCUGUGCCAGCUUUUAAACGACGACCUAGCUGCCACCGUGGCGAGCCACCCCCGGAGGUUCGUGGGUCUGGGGACGUUGCCCAUGCAGUCCCCGGAGCUGGCUGUCAAGGAGAUGGAGCGCUGUGUGAACCAGCUGGGCUUCUCGGGGGUCCAGAUCGGCUCCCACAUCAACGAAUGGGACCUGAAUGCGCAGGAACUCUUCCCUGUCUAUGCAGCGGCUGAAAAGCUGAAUUGUUCGCUGUUCGUGCACCCCUGGGACAUGCAGAUGGAUGGGCGGAUGGCCAAAUACUGGCUCCCUUGGCUCGUAGGAAUGCCAGCAGAGACCACUACAGCCAUUUGCUCCAUGAUUAUGGGUGGAGUGUUUGAGAAGUUUCCUAAACUGAAAGUAUGUUUUGCACAUGGAGGUGGAGCCUUCCCCUUCACAGUAGGAAGAAUCUCCCAUGGAUUCAGCGUGCGUCCAGAUCUGUGUGCCCAAGACAACCCAGUCAACCCAAAGAAAUACCUUGGCUCCUUUUACACGGACUCUUUGGUUCAUGAUCCUCUGGCCCUCAAGCUGUUAACAGAUAUCAUAGGAAAGGAUAAAGUCAUUCUGGGAACCGAUUACCCCUUUCCACUAGGUGAGCUGGAACCGGGAAAACUGAUAGAAUCCAUGGAAGAAUUUGAUACAGAAACAAAGGAUAAACUCAAAGCUGGCAACGCCCUAACAUUUUUGGGUCUUGAGAGAAAACAAUUUGAAUGACUGAAUCACAAGAGGCAACCUUUCAAGAAGAUAUUUUAUUUUUGUUUUUAAAUAUGUAUCACACAUACAUUACCAAAAUCCGAUUUUGAACCAUUUUAUCCAGAAAUAGAAUAUGUCUGAGUAUCCUAAAUUAUUCAUAACAAAAAUGACUCACGUGUUUUCACUCUGAAAAGCAAUCCAUUAUAAUGUGUAAAUCAAAAAUGAUUUUCCCAGCACUUUUAAAAUUCAUGGCAGAAGUAGAAAGCAAAAUGUCAUUAAUGCUUUAUAUGGAGAAAGACUCAUCCUAGAGGGCUCAAGGACGUUCUCCACUUUGGGCAAGUAUAUGUGACAAGGGCCUCAAUGACCUGUUUUUAUUACUUCAAAUACUUUUCAUGAGCCCAGAGCUGGGUUGGAAAUAAAUAAAUGAUGGACAUAUUCUAUCACCUCCAUGAGUUUAUAGUCCAAAUAAGGAGGCAAAACAUAUGCACACGUAACAAUGACAAAGCAAUACAACAUGAGUAUCACAGAAGUUUCAGAAAGAAAAAUUCAUCUGAACAAAAAACUGUUGGGAAGAUCGUUACAGAAGCUGGAACUUGGGCUGAGUCUGGAAGAAUAGAUAAGGCUUAUUUAGAGUUGGAGAUGGUAAACAUAUAGGAAGGCAAAACUAUGGUAACACAAGUUUCAGACUGAAUGAGAACUUACCUAUUCUGGAGAAAAGUUCCAGUCUGUAAGUUACUUCUACCAGAAGCUCUUUUAAAGUACUGAGCAAAAUGUGUAAAGCUAACUGUGGAGAUUGAGCAGGGCGCCAAAGCAGCCUGUUCUACUCUCUUCACUAAUGGUCCCAUCUGGACUGCUGAAAAUGAACUUGGUCCUGGGAGGGGUGAUGACCAUCUGUGAUUCGGGUACCUCUGGCUGAAUUCCAAAAUCAAAUAUCAUUUUUCAAAAGUA
Rhinolophus ferrumequinum (greater horseshoe bat) is the source of this 2057-nucleotide messenger RNA. It is a transcript of the gene ACMSD, whose product is annotated as aminocarboxymuconate semialdehyde decarboxylase. Gene Ontology annotation, cellular component: cytoplasm; cytosol. The record is from RefSeq and is a predicted model, not a curated record. The transcript has 10 exons. The coding region runs from base 120 to 1130 and encodes 336 amino acids. Gene Ontology annotation, molecular function: carboxy-lyase activity; hydrolase activity. Gene Ontology annotation, biological process: secondary metabolic process. NCBI's taxonomy places the organism in Eukaryota, Metazoa, Chordata, Mammalia, Chiroptera, Rhinolophidae.